GCCGGGCAGGCGGGCCAAUGGGGGGGCAGGGGGCGGGGCUUGCGGCUGGCCGUCGCCGCGACCCUCGGUGCGGUGCCGGUGCGGAGCGGCGGGUGCAGCGCCGAGCACCGGGGCCGGGGGCAGCGCCGAGCACUGCACCGAGAGACAGCGCCGUGCACCAGGCUCCUCCGCUGCCACCGCCAUGUGGACCUUCGCGCCGCUCUGGCUGGCUCUGGCCGCGGCCGUGGCCUCGCCGCCGUGUCCCGCCGGGCGCCCGUGUCCCCUGGCUCCGGUGAGGGCGGCGCCGGACGGCAAAGCCUACUUGGCCCCCCCAGCGCUCGGUGCCGUCCAGUGCCCCGACGGCGAGUCCGAGUGUCCCGACAACUCCACGUGCUGCGUGAUGCCCGCCGGCGCCUGGGGGUGCUGCCCCAUGCCCGAGGCCUCGUGCUGCGCGGACAAGCUGCACUGCUGCCCCCGUGCCACCAUCUGCGACCUGGCCCGCGGGCGCUGCCUGACGCCCAGCCGCCGCCCCGCGCCGGUGGCGCUGGGCCGGGUGCUCUGCCCCGACGGCCGCUCGGCGUGUCCGGACGGUGCGACCUGCUGCCAGCUGCCCUCGGCCCAGUACGGCUGCUGCCCGCUGCAAAACGCCGUGUGCUGCGGUGAUGGGCUGCACUGCUGCCCGCAGGGCACCGCCUGCGACCUGGAGCGCGCCAAGUGCACGUCGGCCCGCGGCCCCCCCCGGCCCCUCGCCCGCCUGCCCGUCGCCCUCGCCGCAGUUGGUGACGUCAGGUGCGACGACGAGACGAGCUGCCCCGACGGGAACACGUGCUGCCGCCUGGGCUCGGGCAAAUGGGGCUGCUGCCCCCUGGAGCAGGCCGUGUGCUGCCCCGACCACGUGCACUGCUGCCCCCAGGGCUACACGUGCGACCCCGAGGGGGGCAGCUGCCUGCAGGGGGGGGGCCGCGUGCCCUGGCGCGAGAAGAGGCCGGCGCUGGCGCGGGGCCGCGACGUCAGGUGCGACGACGAGACGAGCUGCCCCGACGGGAACACGUGCUGCCGCCUGGGCUCGGGCAAAUGGGGCUGCUGCCCCCUGGAGCAGGCCGUGUGCUGCCCCGACCACGUGCACUGCUGCCCCCAGGGCUACACGUGCGACCCCGAGGGGGGCAGCUGCCUGCAGGGGGGGGGCCGCGUGCCCUGGCGCGAGAAGAGGCCGGCGCUGGCGCGGGGCCGCGACGUCAGGUGCGACGACGAGACGAGCUGCCCCGACGGGAACACGUGCUGCCGCCUGGGCUCGGGCGAAUGGGGCUGCUGCCCCCUGGAGCAGGCCGUGUGCUGCUCCGACGGCUUCCACUGCUGCCCCCAGGGCUACACGUGCGACCCGGCGCAGGGCACCUGCCACAAGGCGCCGGUGACGGUGCCCUGGGCCACCAAGGUGCCCGCCGCCCGCCGGGGCCACGCCGUGCAGUGCAACGCCACGGCGAGCUGCGCCGACGGGCAGACCUGCUGCCGGAGCCUCAGCGGCGACUGGGCCUGCUGCCAGCUGCCCAGCGCCGUGUGCUGCAAGGACCGCCAGCACUGCUGCCCCCGGGGCUACACCUGCGACGUGGCGCGGCAGAGCUGCGAGAAGCGCCGGGCGCCGGGGGUCCCCGCCACCUCCCCGGCGCCUCUGCUUGGCGCCGGUGCCACCGCCACCGCCACCGCCACCGCCGUGCCCUGCGAUGCCACCCGCUCCUGCGACGCCGGCCAGCGCUGCUGCCCGGGCCCCGACGGCUCCUGGGGCUGCUGCCCCUACGCGCAGGGCUCCUGCUGCCCCGGCGGGCAGCACUGCUGCCCCCCCGGGUACCGCUGUGCCUCGGGCUCCUGCACCCAGCGCCGGCCCCCCCGCUGGGACCUGGCCCUCCCCCGCCGGGUGCUGCUGUGACGUUCCCCGGGUCGGGGACAGCCGCUGGCCUUGCACCCCCCGACGGGGGGGAUCCCCCCUGGGGGGGCCACCGUGCCAAUAAAAGAUUUCUAGGAA
Dromaius novaehollandiae (emu) is the source of this 1996-nucleotide messenger RNA. RefSeq names its product granulin precursor (gene GRN). The record is from RefSeq and is a predicted model, not a curated record. The coding region runs from base 182 to 1900 and encodes 572 amino acids. NCBI's taxonomy places the organism in Eukaryota, Metazoa, Chordata, Aves, Casuariiformes, Dromaiidae. The transcript has 12 exons. Gene Ontology annotation, cellular component: extracellular region.